UCAUUCCACCCUUCCUUCCCCCACAGCUACUCAGCACCAACCAUAGAGUAAUCAUGGGUCUGACGCGCGUGCUGGUGAAAGAUGGCGGUUUUGGCACACAAAUGACCGUACAUGUGGGCAAUUCGGUGGAUGGGGAUCCCUUGUGGAGUGCCCGCUUCAAUGCCACAAAUCCCGCAGCCAUAAUUAACACCCACCUGGAUUUCCUGCAGAAUGGGGCUGAUAUCAUAUUGACGAACACUUAUCAGGCCAGUGUCGAGGGUUACAUGGAGUAUUUGGAACUGGACGAGGAGCAGAGCAUUGAGCUGAUAAGAAACACGGUUCGUCUGGCGCACAUAGCCAAGGAAAAAUAUCUGACAGAGUGUUAUCAGGCCCAGCUGGCGAUUCCAGAAGGUUAUCCUCUGAUAAUUGCCUCGAUUGGACCAUUUGGCGCCCACCUUCACGAUGGCUCCGAGUACACCGGCAGCUAUGCCGAUUAUGUGCCAGCAAAGACCAUCACCGAUUGGCACCGCACUCGUAUCGAAGCUUGUGUGGAGGCAGGAGUCGAUGCGCUGGCCAUUGAGACAAUUCCGUGCCAAAUGGAGGCGGAAGCACUGGUGGAAAUGCUUUGCGAUGACUAUCCGGAUGUCAAGUUUUGGGUCGCGUUCCAAUGCCAGGAUGAAAGCCGGCUGGCGCAUGGCGAGACCUUUGCUGAGGCGGCAAAUGCCAUCUGGGAUUUGCUGGCCGAGCGUAAUGCCCAGGACAAGUGCCUGGCCGUGGGCGUCAACUGUGUGCAUCCCAAAUUUGUGACACCUCUGUUCAAGAGCCUGAAUGGUGAACGCAACGGGGAAGAGCAAAUCCCGCUGGUCGUUUAUCCCAACAGCGGAGAGGUCUACGAUGUCGUCAGGGGCUGGGAGGGAAGGGAGCAUUGUGUGCCUCUCGCCAAUUACGUGCCCGAGUGGGCGCAGCUGGGUGCCAAAAUUAUUGGCGGCUGCUGUCGCACCUACGCCAGGGAUAUUCGCCACAUUGGCGAGGCCAUCCGCAGCUGGAACAAACUGAAGAAGAGCGCUUAAGUUGCCUCUUUAAGCUGGGGAUCUCAGUAACUGUAACGAACAAAAUGCAUUUGAAUUAGUUGUGUAUAAAUACGUAGUUAGCUAUUAAGUUUGAAUUAGAUAUUUUGAAUAAAAAAAAAUUCAAAACG
Drosophila obscura is the source of this 1177-nucleotide messenger RNA. RefSeq names its product homocysteine S-methyltransferase. Lineage: Eukaryota; Metazoa; Arthropoda; Insecta; Diptera; Drosophilidae. The record is from RefSeq and is a predicted model, not a curated record. Gene Ontology annotation, molecular function: S-adenosylmethionine-homocysteine S-methyltransferase activity. Gene Ontology annotation, biological process: S-methylmethionine cycle. Bases 54 to 1049 code for a protein of 331 amino acids. The transcript is spliced from 3 exons.